Messenger RNA from Neurospora tetraspora, 1407 nucleotides. RefSeq names its product glycosyl hydrolase. Gene Ontology annotation, biological process: carbohydrate metabolic process. The transcript is spliced from 3 exons. Gene Ontology annotation, molecular function: hydrolase activity, hydrolyzing O-glycosyl compounds. Bases 1 to 1407 code for a protein of 468 amino acids. The record is from RefSeq and is a predicted model, not a curated record. NCBI's taxonomy places the organism in Eukaryota, Fungi, Ascomycota, Sordariomycetes, Sordariales, Sordariaceae.
AUGCAUCACCGCCGCCUUCUGAGCGCCGUCUCAAUCCUGGGGUUAGCCACAUCAACAGCCCUCGCUGCCCUACAAAUCGUUCCCGGAGGGACAUGGACAGCCUCCAACGGCGACCACCUCAACGCCCACGGCGCCGGCGUAAUCCGGGUCAACUCCACCUUCUACCUCAUCGGCGAAGACAAAUCCCAAGGCUCCUCCUUUCUCGCCGUGAACUGCUACUCCUCCGUCGAUCUCGUGCAAUGGAAGUACGAAGGCGCCUUACUUUCGCGGACGGGAACGUCGGGCGACCUCGGACCGAACAGGAUCAUUGAAAGACCAAAAGUCAUUUACAACGACCAGACGAGGAAAUAUGUGAUGUGGAUGCAUGUGGAUAGCAGUAACUACGGAGACGCCAAAGUGGGCGUGGCGACGAGUGAUACGGUUUGUGGAGGGAAGUACGAGUAUAAGGGGAGUUUUAGGCCGUUGGGGAUGGAGAGUAGGGAUAUGGGGCUGUUUAAGGAUGAUGAUGGCAAGGCCUACUUGCUGACCGAAGAUCGCAAAAACGGCCUCCGCAUCAACCCCCUCUCCCCCGACUACUUAUCCAUAUCCGGCAGCACCUCAACCCACCUCUUCCCCACCGCCAUCGAAUCCCCCGCCCUCCUCAAGCUCUCCUCUUCCGGUACAGGUCGUUACUACAUCUUCGGCUCGCACCUAACCGGUUGGGACCCCAACGACAACGUCUACGCCACCGCCACUUCUCUUUCGGGCCCUUGGUCUGAUUGGCAGAUUUUUGCCGAUAAGGGGAGUAACACUUAUGCCUCUCAAACCACCUUUGUCUUGGACUAUGGGGGAGGGAAUGUGAUGUACAUGGGCGAUCGCUGGAAAAGCAAAAACCUACAAACGAGUAGUUAUAUCUGGUUACCGCUUGAGAUCAGCGGGACGAAAGUCACGAUGAACAACCGCGGGAGUUGGGUUCCCAACGCUGGUACAGGAGGGGGAACAUGGGCAGCAAGCCCGGCAGAAACAAGCUACGAGGGUGAGGCGCAAGGAAAAUACGCCGGAGGAGCGAAGGAAGUCUCCUGCUCGAAAUGUUCAGGAGGCAAAGCAGCUGGUUACAUUGGCGGCACUGGCGGUACCAACGGGAGCGUCACGAUCUCGGGCAUCCAGAGUAAUGGAGGAGAGGGAGCAGUGACAACUUUGCAAAUUCGGUAUGUGAAUGGUGAUACCGGGCCCAGGUACGCGGCUGUUAGUGUCAAUGGGGGAUCCCCUCAAAAAGUGGCGUUUGAAGGGACGGCGGGGGAAGUUGGGGUUAGUAGUGUGGUGGUUAGGGGGUUGAGGCAGGGGAGUGGGAAUACGAUUGUGGUGAGCGGGUGGGAGGGGGGAGGGUGGGGACCGGAUGUUGAUAGGGUUGUUGUGCCUGUUCAGUAG